Molecule: messenger RNA, 1374 nt
Organism: Rhizopus microsporus ATCC 52813
Lineage: Eukaryota; Fungi; Mucoromycota; Mucoromycetes; Mucorales; Rhizopodaceae
Product: MFS general substrate transporter
Exons: 5
Coding region: 31-1305 (424 amino acids)
Biological process (GO): transmembrane transport
Cellular component (GO): fungal-type vacuole membrane
Molecular function (GO): transmembrane transporter activity
Source: RefSeq, a predicted model, not a curated record
UCCUUUUUCUCUCUCUUUUUUUUGGGGGACAUGGAACAGAAACCAAGCGAGCAUAAGAAAACAAUUGAAGAAGUAGGCAUAGAUGAUGCACCUAAUGGUGGUAAAGCUGCGUGGUCAGUUGUAUUUGGUUGUUUUUGUGGCAUGUUUGCCAUAUAUGGAGUAAAUUACUCUUGGGGUUUGUUCUUGAGGCAUUAUAACCAAUACGUAUAUGUCAACCAAAUGACAAAGCUUUCAUGGAUUGGGUCUAUCUGUAUUGCUCUAUUUUUUAUCAUUGGUCCUAUCAAUGAAUGGGUAGUUUGUAAAUUGGGAUACACAAAGAUGCUAUGUAUUGCUACCAUCUUAUGCCCUUUGGCACUCAUGUUGGCUAGUAUCAGUCAUGACAUCUGGCAUCUGUACCUGACUCAAGGCGUCAUGUUUGGUUUAGGUGCUUCAUUUGUGUGGUUUCCAUGUAUUAGUGCUCCUCAAGAAUGGUUCUCGAGUCGUCGAGGAUUAGCUAUUGGUCUAACUAUGUGUGGAUCAGGUGUAGGUGGAUUAAUCAUGUCUAAUAUAAAUCAAGCUGUCAUUUUAGCACUUGAUUACCGAUGGGCUCUUCGCAUCUCCGGGUUUAUCACAUUCUUCUUUUUGGUAUUAGCAACAAUCUUUGUUAGAGCACCGUAUAGAAAGCAAAAGGACGAAGAAAAGAGUGUGAAGAAUAUGUUACUGAGACAGAAAGAGCUACUGAAAAACUUUCAGUUUGACAUCUUGCUUGUGGUUGGAUUUAUUACCACGUUUGGCUAUUUGGUACCAUCAUUUUUAUUACCUUCCUAUGCAAACUCAUUGCACUUAAACCCAUGGAUUGGCACAAACCUGUCCGCUAUUAUGUCCGCUAUUAACGCAGUGUCCAAGUUGAUAAAUGGAUUCACUAGUGAUCGCAUUGGUCGUGUAAAUGUAUUAUUUUUGUGUACGUUCUUAUCUGGUAUCUUCUCGCUAUGUAUCUGGACAAACGCUCAUUCAGAGGCUACCAUUUGGGUCUUUGCCGUCCUGUACGGUUUCUUUGGGGCUGGUUACCUUACCUUGUUUCCUGCCUCAUUACCCCAAGUCGCUGGCUACGAAAACAUUACUCCAGCCAAUGGCCUAUUAUAUUUUACAAACACGUUUGGUUAUUUAUUUGGCACACCUAUUGCUUCGGCCAUCAUUAAUCGAUCACAACCUCCUAAUUACACCUAUGCUGCUGUCUGGGGUGGCCUCCUCAUGGCCAUCGGUGGAUUGUUCUGCCUAGUUUUACGUGUGAUGAGGGCAGGUUGGAACCCUUUGGUUAAAGUAUAGAUAAUGGAAUAUAUAAAUAUAAAUUGUAUUUUUAAUGAAAUAAAAGAAAAUGUAUAUUUACAGCAUGGC